AUGCUAGGGCUGAUGGAUCUACCGCUCGAGGUGAGGCUAAUGAUAUAUGGCUUGUUGCUCAAGCAGGACCAGUGGAUUCUGCACACCUAUCGUGACUUUGGCCUUGCACCCCAAAUCCUACGCUCGAGCAAGACCAUACACGCGGAGGCUUGCCCUCUCCUCUACGGCGAGAACGUUUAUGGCUUCAAAUGGUCCCGAUAUACCUGUGAUGACACAUUGCGCUGGCUGAGCUACAACCCGUUGAACAUGCCUCUGCACAGGUUGCAGCAUGCAAUCAUCCAUAUCGGCGGAGGAGGAUGGAUAGUACCGGAAUGCUUGAGCAAGCUCGUCGAGGCUGCGAACAUCCAUCAUAUUCACUUGCAGACUUUCACGCUCGGUCUCGAUGUGACUGGGUGUCUAUCAAUAGUUCCCACGAUGAUUGCUAUACUGCUCCAUCGAAUUAAAGCUAGCAGAAAGCAAUUGAUGAUAACUACAGACACGGAUAAUUCAAUGGAAGAUCCUACCAAGGCGGCAGACCUUCUGAAACCGUGGGCAUGGGACCAUCGCCUUCUGCUUCAUCGCAAAGAAGUGUCUUUUUGGAAGCAAAGUCUUGCUGGUCGCAAUAAGAAAGCAGCUUUGUACAGCCUGGAGCUACGAGAAGGCUAUGAAAUUGGACUCGAAGAAGACUUCCGACAGGCACUGGAAGAUAUUGCCUGGCAUUGUAGACGUGAGUAA
Bacidia gigantensis is the source of this 714-nucleotide messenger RNA. RefSeq lists its product as uncharacterized. NCBI's taxonomy places the organism in Eukaryota, Fungi, Ascomycota, Lecanoromycetes, Lecanorales, Ramalinaceae. Bases 1 to 714 code for a protein of 237 amino acids. The transcript has 2 exons. The record is from RefSeq and is a predicted model, not a curated record.